Molecule: messenger RNA, 795 nt
Organism: Lolium rigidum
Lineage: Eukaryota; Viridiplantae; Streptophyta; Magnoliopsida; Poales; Poaceae
Product: 60S ribosomal protein L24-like
Exons: 6
Coding region: 104-589 (161 amino acids)
Biological process (GO): cytoplasmic translation
Cellular component (GO): cytosolic large ribosomal subunit
Molecular function (GO): structural constituent of ribosome; mRNA binding
Source: RefSeq, a predicted model, not a curated record
UGUAGGCGGCAGCUCGCGCGCGCGCAACCCAUUCCCCGCCGCAGGCGGACCCCGCCUCUUCCAGUCCAAGGAGAAGCUCUGUAGGUUUGUCAGGGCGGAGAAGAUGGUUCUCAAGACUGAGCUCUGCCGUUUCAGCGGUAUAAAGAUAUACCCGGGAAGGGGCAUCAGAUUUGUCCGUUCAGACUCUCAAGUCUUCCUUUUCUUCAACUCCAAGUGCAAGCGCUACUUCCACAACCGUCUCAAGCCUGCUAAGCUUUCUUGGACUACCAUGUUCAGGAAGCAGCACAAGAAGGAUAUUCAUGCUGAGGCUGCCAAGAAGAGGCGCCGCACCACGAAGAAGCCGUACUCCAGGUCUAUUGUCGGUGCUUCCCUUGAUGUCAUCCAGAAGAAGAGAGCUGAGAAGCCUGAGGUCCGUGAUGCUGCCAGGGAAGCUGCUCUUCGUGAGAUCAAGGAGCGCAUCAAGAAGACCAAGGACGAGAAGAGAGCAAAGAAGGUGGAGGUGACGAAAUCGCAGAAGACUGCUGGUAGAGGCAACGCCCCCAAGCCUGGAAAGGCCCCCAAGCUCGGUGGUGGCGGUGGCAAGCGCUAAGCGUGGCCCACCCUGCUCUUCAACCGCUGAGCAACCUGAGUUCUAAACUAGUUACAUGAUGCUUUAGCACCUAUCUUUAGAAAGCAUUUUUUUGGGCACAAGCCUGUGUCUGGGUGCAUAAACCUGUGGUGCAUCAGUGUGAAGAUUGGUCUCUGUUUAUCUGGUUGGUUCUUUUCGCACCCAUGUUGUCGAUGUUUGUUUCUGUA